Molecule: messenger RNA, 16908 nt
Organism: Rangifer tarandus platyrhynchus (Svalbard reindeer)
Lineage: Eukaryota; Metazoa; Chordata; Mammalia; Artiodactyla; Cervidae
Source: the annotation of a GenBank genome assembly
AUGAUUUCCUGGGACAUGGUCCACACCAUAUUCCUGCUCGCUCUUCUUUAUCCUUCCCGAGCGCAGGAUGCAAUCCCCCAGUCCGAGGUCGAGGCAGAAGAAAUUCCCGAGGGGGCCUCCACAUUGGCAUUUGUGUUUGAUGUGACUGGUUCCAUGUAUGAUGAUCUAGUUCAGGUGAUCGAGGGGGCUUCCAAAAUUUUGGAGACGUCUUUGAAAAGACCUAAGAGGCCUCUUUUCAACUUUGCUUUGGUGCCUUUCCACGAUCCAGAAAUUGGCCCAGUAACAGUUACCACAGAUCCCAAGAAAUUUCAGUAUGAGCUCAGAGAACUCUAUGUUCAGGGUGGUGGCGACUGUCCAGAAAUGAGUAUCGGAGCUAUAAAAAUUGCCUUGGAAAUUUCUCUUCCUGGGUCUUUCAUCUAUGUUUUCACUGAUGCGCGAUCCAAGGAUUAUCGACUCGCUCAUGAGGUGCUGCAGCUUAUCCAACAGAAACAGUCACAGGUGGUAUUUGUGCUUACUGGAGAUUGUGAUGACAGAAGCCAUAUUGGAUACAGAGUCUAUGAAGAAAUUGCCUCUACAAGUUCUGGUCAAGUGUUCCAUCUGGACAAAAAACAAGUUAAUGAGGUUUUAAAAUGGGUGGAAGAAGCAGUGCAGGCUUCCAAAGUUCACCUCUUAUCAACAGAUCAUUUGGAACAGGCUGUAAAUACUUGGAAAAUUCCCUUUGAUCCCAGUCUAAAAGAGGUUACUGUGUCUCUGAGUGGCCCUUCUCCAAUGAUUGAAAUUCGCAAUCCUUUAGGAAAGCUGAUAAAAAAAGGAUUUGGCCUGAAUGAGCUAUUAAAUAUUCAUAACUCUGCCAAGGUGGUGAAUGUUAAAGAGCCAGAGGCUGGAAUAUGGACAGUGAAGACGUCGAGCACUGGAAGACACUCUGUUCGCAUCACUGGCCUCAGUACUAUUGAUUUUCGAGCUGGUUUUUCCCGAAAGCCCACCCUGGACUUCAAAAAAACAGUCAGCAGACCAGUGCAAGGAAUACCUACCUAUGUGCUGCUGAAUACUUCUGGAAUUUCCAUCCCAGCUAGAGUAGAUCGUCUUGAACUUCUGAGUAUCUCAGGCAGUUCUCUUAAGACUAUUCCUGUUAAAUAUUAUCCUGAGAGAAAACCUUAUGGCCUAUGGAAUAUUUCUGAUUUUAUACCACCAAAUGAAGCUUUCUUUCUCAAAGUAACAGGCUAUGAUAAGGAUGAUUUUCUCUUCCAGAGAGUGUCAAGUGUUUCCUUCUCUAGUAUUGUCCCAGAUGCUCCAAAAGUUACAAUGCCUGAGAAAACCCCAGGCUACUACCUGCAGCCGGGCCAGAUUCCCUGCACUAUUGACAGUCUUUUGCCUUUUACCUUGAGUUUUGUCAGAAAUGGAGCUACACUUGGAGUCGACCAGUAUUUAAAAGAAUCCGCCAGCGUGACCUGGGAUAUUGAAGAGGUCACUCUGUCUGACGAAGGCGCCUAUGAGUGCAUUGCUGUCAGUAGUGCGGGGACUGGACGAGCACAGACGUUCUUCGAUGUGUCAGAGCCCCCACCAGUCAUCCAAGUGCCUAAUAAUGUUACAGUUACUCCUGGAGAAACCGCAGUUUUGACGUGCCUUGUCAUCAGUGCAGUGGAUUACAAUCUAACCUGGCAGAGGAAUGACAGAGAUGUCAGGCUGACAGAUCCAGCAAGAAUGAGGAUCUUGGCUAACCUUUCCCUGGAGCUCAGGAGUGUGAAAUUCAGCGAUGCAGGAGAGUAUCGCUGUGUUGUUUGCAAUGAAGGAGGAUCAUCGACUGAGCCCGUUUUCCUCACAGUUCAAGAACCACCCAAAGUCACUGUGAUGCCCAAGAAUCAGUCCUUCACAGGUGGAUCUGAGGUCUCCAUCAUGUGUUCUGCAACAGGUUAUCCCAAACCAAAGAUCGCCUGGACCUUGAAUGAUAUGUUUAUCAUGGGUUCACACAGGUAUAGAAUGACCUCAGAAGGUAACUUACUUAUCAAAAAUGCAGUUCCCAAAGAUGCAGGUAUCUAUGGUUGCCUGGCAAGUAAUUCAGCUGGAAUGGAUAAACAGACUUCUACCCUCAGAUACAUUGAAGCCCCGAAGUUGAUUGUAGUUCAGAGUGAGCUCUUGGUUGCCCUGGGGGAUACAACAGUUAUGGAAUGUAAAACCUCUGGUAUUCCUUCACCUCAAGUUAAAUGGUUCAAAGGGGAUCUUGAGCUGAAGCCCUCAACAUUCCUCAUUAUUGACCGUCUCUUGGGACGUUUGAAGAUUCAAGAAACUCAAGAUUUGGAUGCUGGUGAUUAUACGUGUGUUGCUGUCAAUGAUGCUGGAAGAGCAGCUGGCAGGAUAACUCUGGAUGUUGGCUCACCUCCAGUUUUUAUACAAGAACCUACUGAUGUAUCUAUGGAAAUUGGCUCAAAUGUGACAUUACCUUGCUAUGUCCAGGGUUAUCCAGAACCAAAGAUUAAAUGGCGAAGAUUAGACAACAUGCCCAUCUUCUCAAGACCUUUUUCAGUGAGUUCCAUCAGCCAACUAAGAACAGGAGAUCUCUUUAUUUCAAACUUAUGGGCAAGUGAUAAAGGAACAUAUAUUUGUGAAGCGGAAAACCAGUUUGGAAAGAUCCAGUCCCAGACAACAGUAACAGUGACAGGACUUGUCGCUCCGCUCAUUGGAAUCAGCCCCCCGGUGACCAGCGUGAUUGAAGGGCAGCAGCUUACUCUGCCUUGUGCUUUGCUGGCUGGAAAUCCCAUUCCAGAGCGUCGGUGGACUAAAAAUUCAGCCAUGUUGGUCCAAAACCCUUACAUCACUGUACGCAGUGAUGGGAGUCUCCAUAUUGAAAGAGUCCGCUUGCAGGAUGGAGGCGAGUAUACUUGUGUGGCCAGUAACGUUGCUGGAACCACUAACAAAACGACCACUGUGGACGUGCAUGUUCUGCCAACCAUUCAGCAUGGACAGCAGAUCCUUAGUACCAUUGAAGGCAUUCCAGUAACUUUACCCUGCAAAGCAAGUGGAAUUCCCAAACCAUCUAUUGCCUGGUCCAAGAAGGGGGAGCUGAUUUCCACCAGCAGUGCUAAGUUUUCCGCAGGGGCUGAUGGAAGUCUGUACGUGGUGUCCCCCGGCGGUGAGGAGAGUGGGGAGUAUGUGUGCACCGCCGCCAAUGCAGCUGGCUACGCCAAAAGGAAAGUGCAGCUGACUGUCUAUGUAAGGCCCAGAGUGUUCGGAGACCAAAGAGGACCAUCCCAGGAUAAACCUGUUGAGAUCUCAGUCCUUGCAGGAGAAGAGGUGACCCUUCCAUGUGAAGUGAAGAGUUUACCCCCACCCAUCAUUACCUGGGCCAAAGAAACCCAGCUCAUCUCUCCAUUCUCUCCAAGACACACGUUCCUCCCUUCUGGUUCAAUGAAGAUCACUGAGACCCGUGUUUCAGAUAGUGGGAUGUAUCUUUGCGUCGCCACAAAUAUUGCCGGGAAUGUGACUCAGUCCAUUAAAUUAAACGUCCAUGUGCCUCCAAAGAUACAGCGUGGCCCUAAAGUUAUGAAAGUCCAAGUCGGUCAAAGAGUGGACAUUCCAUGUGGUGCUCAAGGGACACCUCUUCCUGUUAUCACCUGGUCUAAAGGUGGAAGCGCUGUGCUGGUUGAUGGCCUGCAGCAUAUUGCUCUUCCAGAUGGGACAUUAAGCAUCAAACAAGCGGUGCUCUCAGAUGCUGGCGUAUAUACAUGUGUCGCUACUAACAUAGCAGGCAGUGAUGAAACAGAGAUAACACUACAUGUUCAAGAACCACCUAUUCUGGAAGACCUAGAGCCUCCAUAUAACACUCCAUUCCAAGAAAGAGUGGCCAACCAACGCAUUGCAUUUCCUUGUCCUGCAAAAGGUACCCCCAAACCAACCAUCAAAUGGUUGCGGAAUGGUAGAGAGCUGACAGGCCGAGAGCCUGGUAUUUCUAUAUUAGAAGAUGGCACGUUGUUGGUUAUUGCUUCUGUUACACCAUAUGACAAUGGGGAGUAUAUUUGUGUGGCAGUCAAUGAGGCUGGAACCACAGAAAGAAGAUAUAACCUCAAGGUCCAUGUUCCUCCAGUAAUUAAAGAUAGAGAACAAGUAACAAAUGUGUCCGUGUUGGUCAACCAGCCAACCAGUCUCUUUUGUGAAGUUGAAGGUGCUCCAUCUCCCAUCAUUAUGUGGUAUAAAGAUGAUGUUCAGGUGACUGAGAGCAGCAGUAUUCAGAUUGUAAACAAUGGGAAGAUAUUAAAGCUCUUCAGAGCCUCUCCAGAGGAUGCAGGAAGAUAUUCCUGUAAAGCAAUUAAUGUUGCAGGCACUUCUCAAAAGCAUUUUAACAUUGAUGUGCUAGUCCCACCCACCAUAAUAGGUACUGGCUCCCCUGGUGAAGUCUCAGUUGUCCUGAACCAGGAUACCACCCUUGAAUGCCAGGUGAAAGGCACCCCCUUCCCCGUUAUUCACUGGUUCAAAGAUGGCAAGCCUUUAUUUUUGGGAGACUCUAAUAUUGAAAUUCUAGAGAGAGGACAAGUUUUACAUUUAAAGAAUGCACGAAGAAGUGACAAGGGGCGCUACCAGUGUACUGUGUCUAAUGCAGCUGGCAAACAAUCCAAGGAUAUAAAACUGACAAUCUAUAUUCCACCUAGUAUUAAAGGAGGGAAUGUCACCACAGAAGUGUCAGCUUUGAUCAACAGCAUAAUUAAACUGGAAUGUGAAACACGAGGACUUCCAAUGCCUGUUAUUACUUGGUAUAAGGAUGGCCAGCCAGUUAUAUCCAGCUCACAAGCACUUUAUGUUGAAAAAGGACAAUUUCUUCAUAUCCCUCGAGCACAGGUCUCUGAUUCAGCGACAUAUAAGUGUCAAGUAACCAAUAUUGCUGGAACUGCUGAAAAAUCAUUCCAUGUGGAUAUCUAUGUUCCUCCAAUGAUCGAAGGUGACUUGGCUGCACCUCUGAAUAAGCAAGUGAUUGUUGCUCAUUCACUGACGCUGGAGUGUAAAGCUGCCGGCCACCCUCCUCCAGUUCUAACCUGGUUGAAAGACGGUGUACCUGUGAAAGCCGGUGGCAACAUCCACAUAGAAGCUGGUGGAAAGAAACUAGAAAUCACACGUGCCCUAGAAGUCGAUAGGGGCCAGUAUAUAUGUGUGGCUACGAGUGUGGCAGGAGAAAAGGAAAUCAAAUACGAAGUUGAUGUCUUAGUGCCACCAGCUAUAGAAGGAGGAGAUGAAACGUCUUACUUCAUUGUAAUUGUCAAUAACUUGCUGGAACUAGAUUGUCAAGUGACAGGUUCUCCUCCACCAACUAUCAUGUGGCUGAAGGAUGGCCAGCUCAUUGAUGAAAGAGAUGGAUUCAAGAUCUUACUAAAUGGACGCAAACUGGUUAUUGCCCAGGCUCAGGUGUCAGACACAGGCCUUUACCGGUGUGUAGCAACAAACGCUGCUGGAGACCACAUGAAGGAGUUUGAAGUAACUGUUCAUGUUCCUCCAACAAUCAAAUCCUCCGGUCUUUCUGAGAGAGCUGUAUUAAAGUACAAACCCAUCACCUUGCAGUGCAUAGCUAAUGGCAUUCCAAAUCCAUCUAUUACAUGGUUGAAAGAUGGACAGCCUGUCAACACUGCCCAAGGAAACCUCAAAAUACAGUCUUCUGGUCGACUUCUACAAAUUGCCAAAGCCCUGAUGGAAGAUGCUGGCAGAUACACAUGCGUGGCUACCAAUGCAGCUGGAGAAACACAGCAGCCCAUUCAACUGCAUGUACAUGAACCACCCAGCCUGGAGGAUGCCGGGAAGAUGCUGAAUGAGACCGUGGUGGUGAACAGCCCCGUACAGCUGGAGUGUAAGGCAGCUGGAAAUCCCUCACCUGCUAUUACAUGGUACAAAGAUAAUCGUCCACUGUCAGAUUCCAGUAGUGUGACUUUCUUGAACAGAGGACAGAUCAUCAAUAUCGAAAGUGCCCAGAUCACAGAUGCUGGCAUAUAUAAAUGUGUGGCCAUCAACUCAGCUGGAGCAACUGAGUUAUUUUACAGUCUGCAGGUCCAUGUGCCCCCAUCAAUUUUUGGCAGCAACAACAUGGUGGCAGUGGUGGUUAAUAACCUGGUGAGGUUAGAGUGUGAAGCCAGAGGUAUCCCGGCCCCAAGUCUGACCUGGCUGAAAGAUGGGAGCCCUGUCACUAGUUUUGUUAAUGGGAUACAGGUUCUGUCUGGGGGUCGCAUCCUAGCAUUGACCAGUGCACAGAUCAGUGAUACCGGGAGAUACACCUGCGUUGCAGUAAAUGCUGCUGGGGAGAAACAAAGGGAUAUUGACCUCAGAGUAUAUGUUGCACCAAAUAUUAUGGGAGAAGAACAGAACGUCUCUGUCCUCAUUAGCCAAGCUGUGGAGUUACUAUGUCAAAGUGAUGCUAUUCCCCCACCGACUCUGACCUGGUUAAAAGAUGGCCGCCCCUUGCUGAAGAAACCAGGUCUCAGUGUUACUGAAAAUGGGAGUGUGCUAAAGAUUGAAGAUGCUCAGGUUCAAGAUGGUGGUCGCUACACUUGUGAAGCCACAAAUCUUGCAGGAAAAACUGAGAAAAACUAUAAUGUCAACAUCUGGGUACCACCAAAUAUUUCUGGUUCUGAUGAAGUUGCUCAACUUACAGUCAUUGAAGGACACCUCAUUAGUCUAUUGUGUGAAUCAAGUGGUAUUCCACCCCCAAAUCUCAUUUGGAAGAAAAAAGGCUCCCCAGUGCUGGCUGGUUCUGCGGGGCGACUCAGAAUUUUAUCUGGAGGCAGGCAGUUGCAGAUUUCAAUUGCAGAAAAAUCUGAUGCAGGGCUCUAUUCAUGUAUGGCAUCAAAUGUUGCUGGGACUGCAAAGAAAGACUACAGUCUGCAAGUUUACAUUCGACCAACUAUAUCCAACAGUGGUAGCCACCCUACUGAAAUCAUUGUAACUCGAGGAAAGAGCAUUUCCUUGGAGUGUGAGGUGGAAGGUAUUCCUCAACCAACAGUGAGCUGGAUGAAAGAUGGCCGCCCUUUGACCAAAGGCAGGGGAAUGGAAAUAAUGGAUGAAGGUCGUGUUGUUCAGCUGAAGAAUGUUCAUGUGUCUGACACAGGCCGUUAUGUGUGUGUUGCUAUGAAUAUAGCAGGAAUGACUGACAGAAAAUAUGACUUAAGUGUACACACCCCUCCAAGCAUCAUUGGAAACCACAGGACACCCGAAAAUAUAAGUGUGGUGGAAAAAAGCUCAGUGUCCCUCAAUUGUGAAGCUUCAGGAAUUCCCCUGCCUUCAAUUACGUGGCUUAAAGAUGGGUGGCCCAUCAACCUUAGCAGCUCCCUGCGAAUCCUCUCAGGAGGUAGGAUUCUGCGAUUGAUACAGACCAGAACAGAAGAUGCUGGCCAGUAUACAUGUGUUGUAAGAAACGCAGCUGGUGAAGAAAGAAAAAUCUUUCGACUUUCAGUAUUAGUACCACCUCACAUCGUGGGUGAAAAUACAUUUGAAGAUGUGAAAGUAAAAGAGAAACAGAGUGUUACACUGACUUGUGAAGUGACAGGGAGUCCAGUACCAGAAAUAACAUGGCAUAAAGAUGGUCAGCUUCUCAAAGAAGAUGACACUCAUCAUCUUAUGUCUGGUGGUCGUUUUCUUCAAAUUACGAAUGCCCAAGUGUCACACACUGGAAGAUACACAUGUUUGGCUUCUAAUACAGCUGGUGACAAGAGCAAAAGUUUCAGUCUUAAUGUGUUGGUAUCUCCUAUAAUUGCUGGUGUUGGUAGUGAUGGCAGCCCUGAAGACGUCACUGUUAUCCUUAACAGCCCCACAUCUUUGGUCUGCGAAGCUUAUUCAUAUCCCCCAGCCACCAUCACCUGGUUUAAGAAUGGAACUCCUUUAGAAUCCAACCGAAAUAUCCGUAUUCUUCCAGGAGGCAGGACUCUGCAGAUCCUAAAUGCACAGGAGGACAAUGCUGGGAGAUAUGCUUGUGUAGCCACUAAUGAGGCAGGGGAGAUGAUAAAGCACUAUGAAGUGAAGGUCUACAUUCCACCCAUAAUCAAUAAAGGGGACCUCCUGGGGCCAGGUCUUUCCCCUAAAGAAGUGAAGAUCAAAGUAAACAACACACUGACCUUGGAGUGUGAAGCCUAUGCGAUUCCUUCUGCGUCUCUCAGCUGGUACAAGGAUGGACAGCCCCUUAAAUCAGAUGAUCAUGUUACUAUUGCUGCCAGUGGACACACACUUCAAAUCAAGGAGGCUCAAAUAUCAGACACUGGACGAUACACGUGUGUAGCAUCUAAUAUCGCAGGUGAAGAUGAGCUGGAUUUUGAUGUGAAUAUACAAGUUCCUCCAAGUUUUCAGAAGCUCUGGGAAAUAGGGAACAUGGUGGAUACUGGCAGGAGAGGUGAAGCCAAGGAUGUGAUCGUCAACAAUCCCAUCUCUCUUUAUUGUGAGACUAACGCUGCUCCCGCUCCUACGCUGACGUGGUAUAAAGAUGGCCGCCCUCUGACCUCAAGUGAGAGAGUACUGAUUUUGCCAGGAGGGCGAGUGUUACAGAUUCCUCGGGCUAAAGUAGAAGAUGCUGGGAGAUACACGUGUGUGGCUGUGAAUGAGGCUGGAGAAGAUUCCCUUCAGUAUGAUGUUCGUGUACUCUUGCCACCAGUUAUCAAGGGAGCAAAUGGUGAUCUCCCUGAAGAGGUCACCGUGCUGGUGAACAAGAGUGUGCUGAUGGAGUGUUUAUCCAGUGGCAGUCCCACACCAAGGAGUUCCUGGCAAAAAGAUGGGCAGCCGUUGCUAGAAGAUGAGCAUCAUAAAUUUCUGUCUAAUGGGAGAAUUCUUCAGGUUCUAAAUAGUCAAAUAACAGAUAUCGGCAGAUAUGUGUGCGUUGCUGAGAACACAGCUGGAAGUGCCAAAAAAUAUUUUAACCUCAAUGUUCAUGUUCCUCCAAGUGUCAUUGGUCCUAACCCUGAAAAUCUCACUGUUGUGGUGAACAAUUUCAUCUCUUUGACCUGUGAGGUCUCUGGUUUUCCACCUCCUGAUCUCAGCUGGCUCAAGAAUGAACAGCCUAUCAAACUAAACACAAAUGCUUUCAUUGUGCCUGGUGGUCGAACUUUGCAAAUUAUCCGGGCCAAGGUAUCUGAUGGUGGUGAAUACACUUGUAUAGCUAUCAACCAAGCUGGGGAAAGCAAGAAAAAAGUUUCCCUGACUGUUUAUGUGCCCCCAAGCAUUAAAGAUCAUGGAAGCGAAUCUCUUUCUGUAGUUAAUGUAAGAGAGGGGACCUCAGUAUCACUGGAAUGUGAGUCGAAUGCUGUCCCGCCUCCAGUCGUCACCUGGUAUAAGAAUGGACGGAUGCUAACAGAGUCUGCUCAGCUGGAGGUUCUGGCCGAUGGACAAAUGCUGCAUAUCACAAAAGCUGAGGUAUCUGACACAGGCCAGUAUGUAUGUAGAGCUAUAAAUGUAGCAGGACGAGAUGAUAAAAAUUUCCACCUCAAUGUAUAUGUGCCACCCAGUAUUGAAGGGCCUGAAAACGAAGUCAUUGUGGAGACAGUCAGCAAUCCUGUGACUUUAACAUGUGAUGCUACUGGAAUCCCACCUCCCUCAAUAGCAUGGCUGAAGAACCACAAACCCAUAGAAAAUUCUGGCUCACUGGAAGUUCAUAUUUUGUCUGGGGGAAGCAAACUCCAAAUUGCCAGGUCCCAACAUUCAGAUAGUGGAAACUAUACAUGCAUUGCCUCAAAUAUGGAGGGAAAAGCACAGAAAAAUUACAUUCUUUCAAUUCAAGUUCCUCCAAAUGUUGCUGGUGCUGAGAUUCCAAGUGAAGUCAGUGUCCUUCUUGGGGAAAAUGUUGAGCUGGUCUGCAAUGCAAAUGGCAUUCCCACCCCACUUAUUCAGUGGCUUAAAGAAGGAAAGCCCGUAGUUAACAGUGAAACAGAAAGAAUUCGGGUGACUGCAGAUGGCAGCACAUUAAACAUUUACGGAGCUCUCCCAUCUGACAUGGGGAAGUACACGUGUGUUGCUACUAAUCCUGCUGGAGAAGAAGACCGGAUUUUUAAUUUAAAUGUCUAUGUUCCACCUGCAAUUAGAGGUAAUAAAGAAGAAGCAGAGAAAUUAAUGGCUUUGGUGGAUACAUCAAUAAAUAUUGAAUGCAGAGCCACAGGAAUGCCUCCGCCACAGAUAAACUGGCUAAAGAAUGGACUUCCUCUGCCUCUCUCCUCUCAUAUCCGGUUGCUAUCUGGAGGACAAGUUAUCAGGAUUGUGAGAGCUCAGGCAUCUGAUGUUGCUGUAUAUACUUGUGUGGCAUCCAACAGAGCCGGGGUGGAUAAUAAACAUUAUAGUCUUCAAGUUUUGGUACCACCAAGUCUGGACAAUGGGAUGGGAACAGAGGAAAUCACAAUUGUCAAGGGUAGUUCCACCUCCAUGACAUGUUUUACUGAUGGAACCCCAGCUCCCAGGAUGUCCUGGCUUAGAGAUGGUCAGCCUCUGCGUCUAGAUGCCCAUCUGUCAAUCAGCUCUCAAGGAAUGGUCCUUCAGCUCAUCAAAGCAGAAACUGAAGAUUCAGGACGGUACACCUGCAUUGCCUCGAACGAAGCAGGAGAAGUCAGCAAACACUUUAUCCUGAAGGUCUUGGAACCACCUCAUAUCAAUGGAUCUGAAGAACCCAUAGAAAUGUCAGUAAUUGUUAAUAAUCCUCUUGAACUUACCUGUAUGGCUUCUGGAAUCCCAGCUCCUAAGAUUACCUGGAUGAAAGAUGGUCGACCCCUUCCACAAAUGGAUCAGAUGCAGACUCUUGGAGGAGGAGAGGUUCUUCGAAUAUCUAGUACUCAGGUGGAAGAUACAGGAAGAUAUACAUGUCUGGCAUCCAGUCCUGCAGGAGAUGAUGAUAAAGAGUAUUUAGUGAGAGUGCACGUACCCCCUAAUAUUGCUGGAACUGGUGAGCCCCAGGGUUUCACUGUGUUACGGAACAGACAAGUGACAUUGGAAUGCAAGUCGGAUGCAGUGCCUCCACCUGUAAUCGCUUGGCUCAGAAAUGGAGAGCGGUUACAGGCAACACCUCGAGUAAGAAUCCUAUCUGGAGGGAGAUACUUGCAAAUUAAUAACGCAGAUCUAGGUGAUACAGCCAAUUAUACCUGUGUUGCCAGCAACAUUGCGGGAAAGACUACAAGAGAGUUUAUUCUCACUGUCAAUGUUCCUCCGAGCAUAAAGAGUGGCCCCCAGAGUCUUGUCAUUCACUUAAAUAAGUCAACUGUAUUGGAAUGCUUUGUGGAAGGUGUGCCAACCCCAAGAAUAACAUGGAGAAAGGAUGGAGCUGUUCUACCUGGGACUCAUGCAAGAUACUCCAUCUUGGAAAAUGGAUUCCUUCAUAUCCAGUCGGCACAAGUGACUGAUAGUGGGCGAUAUUUGUGUAUGGCUACCAAUGCUGCUGGGACAGAUCGCAGGCGAAUAGACUUACAGGUCCAUGUUCCUCCAUCCAUUGCUCUGGGUCCUACCAACAUAACUGUAACAGUAAAUGUUCAAACCACUCUGGCUUGUGAGGCUACUGGCAUACCGAAACCGUCAGUCAACUGGAGGAAAAACGGGCAUCUUCUGAAUGUGGAUCAAAAUCAGAAUUCAUACAGGCUCCUUUCUUCAGGUUCACUAGUAAUUAUUUCCCCUUCUGUGGAUGACACUGCGACCUAUGAAUGCACGGUGACAAAUGAUGCCGGAGAGGACAAGAGAACUGUGGAUCUCACUGUCCAAGUUCCACCUUCCAUUGCUGAUGAGCCUACAGACUUCCUAGUAACCACACACACCCCGACAGUGAUCACCUGCACCGCUUCAGGAGUUCCGUUUCCCUCAAUUCACUGGAUGAAGAAUGGUAUAAGACUGCUUCCCAGAGGAGAGGGCUAUAGAAUUCUGUCCUCAGGAGCAAUUGAAAUACAUGACACUCAGCUAAGCCAUGCUGGAAGAUAUACUUGUGUUGCCAGGAAUUCAGCUGGUUCUGCACAUCGACAUGUGAGCCUUCAUGUCCAAGAGCCUCCAGUCAUUCAGCCUCAGCCAAGUGAGCUGGACGUCAUUCUAAACAAUCCCAUUUUAUUACCAUGUGAAGCAACAGGGACACCCGGUCCUUUCAUCACUUGGCAAAAAGAAGGCAUCAGUGUCAUCAGUUCAGGUAGAAGCCAUGCAGUUCUUCCCCGUGGCGGCUUGCAGAUCUCCAGAGCUGUCAGAGAGGAUGCUGGCACUUACAUGUGUGUGGCUCAGAAUCCAGCUGGUACAGCCUUGGGCAAAAUCAAGUUGAAUGUCCAAGUUCCUCCAGUCAUUAGCCCUCAUCCUAAGGAAUACAUCACUGUUGUGGAUAAACCCAUCAUGCUACCGUGUGAGGCAGAUGGCCUCCCACCACCUGACAUCAUGUGGCAUAAAGAUGGGCAUGUAAUUAUGGAGUCAGUCCGCCAGCGCAUCCUCAGCUCCGGUGCUCUGCAGAUAGCAUUUGCUCAGCCUGGUGAUGCUGGCCAGUACACGUGCAUGGCAGCUAACGUGGCAGGAUCAAGCAGCACGAGCGCCAAGCUCACCGUCCAUGUACCACCUACAAUCCAAAGCACAGAAGUACAUUACACAGUCAAUGAGAAUUCACAAGCCGUUCUUCCAUGCGUGGCUGAUGGAAUCCCUACACCAGCAAUUAACUGGAAAAAAGACAAUGUUCUUUUGUCUAACUUGUUAGGAAAAUAUACUGUCGAACCCUAUGGAGAGCUUAUCCUGGAAAAUGUUGUGCCGGAGGAUUCUGGCACCUAUACCUGCAUUGCUAACAACGCUGCAGGUGAAGACAGACACACCAUCAGCCUGACUGUUCAUGUUCUUCCCACUUUUACUGAACUCCCUGGAGAUGUGUCAUUAAAUAAGGGAGAACAGCUCCGAUUAAACUGUAAAGCAACUGGUAUUCCAUUGCCCAAGUUAACAUGGACCUUCAAUAACAAUAUUAUCCCAGCCCACUUUGACAGCAUCAAUGGACACAGUGAACUUGUUAUUGAAAGGAUAUCAAAAGAGGAUUCAGGCACUUAUGUGUGCACUGCUGAAAACAGCGUUGGUUUUGUGAAGGCAAUUGGAUUUGUUUAUGUGAAAGAACCUCCAGUCUUCAAAGGUGAUUACCCUUCUAACUGGAUUGAACCACUUGGUGGUAAUGCAAUCCUGAACUGUGAGGUGAAAGGAGAUCCCGCCCCAACCAUCCAGUGGAGCAGAAGGGGGAUUGAUAUUGAAAUUAGCCACAGAAUCCGGCAACUUGGCAAUGGUUCAUUGGCCAUUUAUGGCACUGUAAAUGAAGAUGCUGGUGAUUAUACGUGCGUAGCUACCAAUGAAGCUGGGGUGGUGGAACGCAGCAUGAGUCUGACUUUGCAGAGUCCUCCUAUUAUCACUCUUGAACCAGUAGAAACUAUUAUUAAUGCUGGCGGCAAAGUCAUCUUGAAUUGUCAAGCAUCUGGAGAGCCUCAUCCAACCAUUACAUGGUCCCGUCAAGGGCACUCUAUCCUCUGGGAUGAGCGAAUUAAUGUGUUGUCCAACAACUCAUUACAUAUCGCUGCUGCUCAGAAAGAAGAUACGUCCGAGUAUGAAUGCGUUGCUCGAAACUUGAUGGGUUCUGUCCUUGUGAGAGUGCCAGUCAUAGUCCAGGUGCCCGGUGGCUUUUCCCAGUGGUCGGCCUGGAGACCCUGCAGCGUCACCUGUGGGAAAGGGGUCCAGAAGAGGAGUCGUCUGUGCAACAGCCCCUCUCCAGCCAACGGUGGGAAGCCUUGCCAGGGAUCGGAUUCAGAAAUGCAAAGCUGUCAACAGAAGCCGUGUCCAGUGGAUGGGAACUGGUCAGAGUGGAGUUCCUGGGAAGAAUGCACGAGGAGCUGUGGACGUGGCAACCGAACCAGGACCAGAACUUGCAAUAAUCCAUCAGUUCAGCACGGUGGGCGGCCGUGUGAAGGGACUGCCGUGGAAACCAUCAUGUGCAACAUUCGGCCUUGCCCAGUUCAUGGAGCAUGGAGUACCUGGCAGCCUUGGGGUACAUGCAGCGUAAGUUGUGGAAAAGGUACCCAAACAAGAACAAGACUGUGCAAUAACCCACCACCAUCAUUUUCUGGAUCCUACUGUGAUGGAGCAGAAACACAGAUGCAAGUUUGCAAUGAAAGACACUGUCCAAUUGAUGGCAAGUGGGCCACUUGGACCAGCUGGAGUGCCUGCUCUGUAUCCUGUGGAGGCGGCGCCAGGCAGCGAACAAGGGACUGCUCUGACCCUGCUCCUCAGUAUGGAGGCAACAGAUGCGAAGGGAGUGAUGUCCAGAGCGAUUUUUGUAAUAGUGACUCUUGUCCAACUCAUGGUAACUGGAGUCCUUGGAGUGGCUGGGGAAUAUGCAGCCGGACAUGUAAUGGGGGGCAGAUGCGGCGGUACCGCACAUGUGAUAACCCGCGUCCCUCCAAUGGAGGAAGAGCUUGUGGAGGCCCAGACUCCCAGAUCCAGAGAUGCAACACGGACAUGUGUCCUGUGGAUGGAAGUUGGGGAAACUGGCAGAGUUGGAGCUGGUGUUCCACCUCUUGUGGAGGAGGUGAAAAGAUACGAAAACGGCUCUGCAACAAUCCAGUACCAUCUAAAAGUGGUCGCCCCUGCCCAGGCGAUGCUACUCAGGUAUCCAGAUGUAAUAUACAAGUAUGUCCAGGUGGGCCCCAACGAGCCAGAGGAAGUGUUAUUGGAAGCAUUAAUGAUGUUGAAUUUGGAAUUGCUUUCCUUAACGCCACGGUCACAGAUAGCCCAAACUCUGAUACUAGAAUAAUACAUGCCAAAAUUACCAAUGUACCUCGCAGUCUCGGUCCAGCAAUGAGAAAGAUAGUUUCUAUUCUAAAUCCCAUUUAUUGGACAACAGCAAAAGAAAUAGGAGAAGCAGUCAACGGCUUUACCCUCACCAAUGCAGUUUUCAAGAGAGAAACCCAAGUGGAAUUUGCAACUGGAGAAGUAUUGCGGAUGACUCAUGCUGCCCGGGGCUUGGACUCUGAUGGUGCUUUACUGGUAGAUAUCAUUGUGAGUGGCUACGUCCUGCAGCUACAGUCACCUGCGGAAGUCACUGUGAAGGAUUACACUGAGGACUACAUUCAAACAGGUCCUGGGCAGCUAUAUGCUUACUCAACCCGGCUGUUCACCAUUGAUGGCAUCAGCGUCCCUUACACAUGGAACCACACUGUCUUCUAUGAUGAGGCACAGGGAAGAAUGCCUUUCUUGGUAGAAACACUUCAUGCAUCCUCUGUGGAAUCUGACUACAACCAGUUAGAAGAGACACUGGGUUUUAAAAUCCAUGCUUCAAUUUCCAAAGGAGAACGCAGUAAUCAGUGUCCCUCUGGGUUUGCCUUAGACUCGGUCGGACCCUUUUGUGCUGAUGAAGAUGAGUGUGCCGCAGGGAAUCCCUGCUCUCAUUUCUGUCACAAUGCCAUGGGAACCUAUUACUGCUCCUGCCCCAAAGGCCUCACCAUAGCUGCCGAUGGAAGAACUUGUCAAGAUAUUGAUGAGUGUGCUUUGGGUGGAUACACCUGCCAUGCUGGUCAGGACUGUGAUAAUACCAUUGGAUCCUAUCGCUGUGUAGUCCGCUGUGGAGUUGGCUUUCGAAGAACCAGUGAUGGGCUGAGUUGUCAAGAUAUUAAUGAAUGUCAAGAAUCCAGCCCCUGUCACCACCGCUGUUUCAAUGCCAUAGGAAGUUUUCACUGUGGAUGUGAACCUGGGUAUCAGCUCAAAGGCAGAAAAUGUGUGGAUAUAAAUGAGUGUAGACAGAAUGUAUGCAGACCAGAUCAGCAUUGCAAGAACACUCGUGGUGGCUAUAAAUGCAUUGAUCUCUGUCCAAAUGGAAUGACCAAGGCAGAAAAUGGAACCUGCAUUGAUGUUGAUGAGUGUAAAGAUGGGACCCAUCAAUGCAGAUAUAACCAGAUAUGUGAGAAUACAAGAGGCAGCUAUCGUUGUGUGUGUCCAAGAGGGUACCGGUCCCAAGGACUUGGAAGACCCUGUUUGGAUAUUAAUGAAUGUGAACAAGUGCCUAAGCCUUGUGCAUAUCAGUGCUUCAACACCCCUGGCAGCUUCAAGUGUAUCUGUCCACCAGGACAACAUUUGUUAGGGGACGGGAAAUCUUGCGCUGGACUGGAGAGGCUGCCAAAUUAUGGCGGUCAAUACAAUAGCUAUAACCUUGCACGCUUCUCCCCCAUGAGAAACAACUAUCAACCUCAACAGCAUUACAGACAGUACUCACAUCUCUACAGCUCCUACUCAGAGUAUAGGAACAGCCGAACAUCUCUCUCCAGGACUAGAAGGACUAUUAGGAAAACUUGCCCCGAAGGCUCUGAGGCGAGCCUUGACUCAUGUGUAGAUAUUGAUGAAUGUGAAAAUACAGACGCCUGCCAGCAUGAGUGUAAAAAUACCUUUGGGAGCUACCAGUGUGUCUGUCCACCUGGCUAUCAGCUCAUGCUCAAUGGAAAGACAUGUCAAGAUAUUGAUGAGUGUCUGGAACAGAAUGUGCGCUGUGGGCCAAAUCGCAUGUGCUUCAACAUGAGAGGAAGCUACCGUUGCAUCGAGACACCCUGUCCACCUGACUACCAACGGGAUCCUGUGUCAGGGUUCUGCCUCAAGAACUGUCCACCCAAUGAUUUGGAAUGUGCCUUGAGUCCUUAUGCCUUGGAAUACAAACUUGUCUCCCUCCCGUUUGGAAUAGCUGCCAAUCAAGAUUUGAUCCGGCUGGUUGCAUACACUCAAGAUGGAGUGAUGCAUCCCAGGACAACUUUCCUCAUGAUAGAUGAGGAUCAGACUGUUCCCUUUGCCUUAAGGGAUGAAAACCUGAAAGGAGUAGUGUACACAAUACGACCACUACGAGAACCAGAGACCUACCGCAUGAGGGUUCGAGCCUUAUCCUACAGUGCCAAUGGGACCAUUGAAUAUCAGACCACAUUCAUAGUGUAUAUAGCUGUGUCUGCCUAUCCAUACUAA